Paraglomus occultum is the source of this 369-nucleotide messenger RNA. Lineage: Eukaryota; Fungi; Glomeromycota; Glomeromycetes; Paraglomerales; Paraglomeraceae. The record is from the annotation of a GenBank genome assembly.
GUGCAUAAUAAUCGUGGUAAGACAGUAAUUGAUACAUCAGGUAGGUAUAACAAACCAAAAUAUAAGCUUCCAUCAUUGGAAACCGUGGUGGAUGCAAAGGUACUUCCAUUAGCUUGGAACACAAACUUUCCGCCAAAAGCUGACAAAUAUUGUGAUCGAGAAGGAUGUGAAAGUUCCCAUGCUUUUGAAGGUAUUGUUAAUAACAGCAGAAUAUUUCAAAACAGUAUAAGCUGUUUAAGAGAAUUAGUUUUAGAGGAAGAUGAUACUGAAGUCAAUGUGGAUGAAGAAGAUGACAAUGAAAGGGUUACAUUAGAUACUUCUAUAAAUCUCACUUUAAGUAACCUUUUAUCUUCAUUUAAUGAUUUAUAG